Molecule: messenger RNA, 2289 nt
Organism: Fusarium coffeatum
Lineage: Eukaryota; Fungi; Ascomycota; Sordariomycetes; Hypocreales; Nectriaceae
Exons: 1
Coding region: 1-2289 (762 amino acids)
Source: RefSeq, a predicted model, not a curated record
AUGGAAGGAUUCUCCAGAAUCUUGGGUUCUGGUCCUGCGUACGCUACGGUUCCCGUCGACAAUACCGCCGGAAUGGAUGACAAGAUUGUCGCAGACCAACAGCCUCCCAGCUAUCCUCAACAGCAGCAGCAGCAGCAGCAGCAGCAGUAUGUUGUGUCGCCGCAGCCUUCCAUAGGCCAAUUCCAGCCUACGCAUGCUGUCUCGCCGGAACUUAACCAAGCGACGUUUCCUCACAACACUUCGCCAUGGCUUGAUCCGCAGAGCCCUAGCCUUCGUGACAGUCCUGGCUAUGAUCGUGCUUUUGACAGUCAUAGAGGUCUUAUGGGUCAUGAUCCUGCUGUCGCUGCCUACGAUAAGAACGCCCCCGAUAUCCACGUUGUCCAUCAACCUACCCAUGCGGUCAAUCCUGAGGGGCCUUUCUUAUUCAGAGUGAUGAAGAGCAGGUGGUCUAUGAUUGCCUGCUUAAUCAUUGGAGUGGCCGGGGCUAUUGGACAUCAUUUCUUCUACAAUUGGCUCGACGGUCGGGAAGCAGUGAACCAACAAUGGAUGCUCCGAGCUGGUCAAUUGAUCUCCUUCAUCGCCAACGCCAACUUUAUCCUCGCCGCAGUCAUGGCUCAUCAACAGGUUGCAUGGCGAGCCGUUGGCCAGAAAGGCUUCUCUAUCCACGCCGUCGACUCAUUGUUCGGCGCCACUCACAACCUUGUCGAACUGUUCAACCGCGAAGCUUGGGCCAAGUCAUGGUUUGUUAUGUUUCUCGCUUUGUACAUGUGGUUCAGUCCCGCUGUUGUUAUCUUGACAUCUGCGCAACUCUAUGUUAUCCCCGGCGAGAGGGUUGAAGACUCCUUCUGUCCUUCUGUUCGCACUUUGAACUUUAGCAACGAGGCCAAAGAGAGCUUCCAGACACCCAAGAAGGCUGAUGGAGAGAUCAUGAACGGACGAUCGCUUUCUGGUUACAACUGGACGGCAGUUGAUGGAAACCUUGCCGAGGAUGCCAAGACCAACGACAACGUCUUCGAGUACUACAAUGUUCCCUCAUCUUCCCUAGACCGCAUCGCUGCUGGUGUAUUCUCAAGCGGUCAGCCUGUCUACAAGCUCAACAUUUCCAAGGAGAUCUGUGGAGACGGUUGGGACUGCUCGACUACCGUCUCUUUCGUCGGACCUGGAUAUAAGUGCGAGGAGCUUGCCAAUGGGGUAGGGUCCGAGAUGAAGAAAUUUGGUAACAUGGAUGCACCCUUCAACCUCAGCACGCUUGUGCCUGCUGGCAACUACACGUAUUUCGCCAACACCGACCUCGGAGAAUACCAGCGACCGCAAAUCGACAAUGUCAGUAUCGGUGGUAUCCCCUCUGAGGAAGAUGGCCCCGAUUUCCCCAAGAACCUUGGUGUUUUCAGAACCGAGCCUAGUAUCUGGAUCGGUUAUGCAGAGGUUCAGGAUCAUACCAAGGAACAUGCCAAAGACAAGGACACCGACGGAUGGAACGACGAUUACACUCCCAUUAUCUUCGCAUGUGACCACUGGGAGGUCAACUAUACUGUCACAUUCAACUACACCGCUGGCUUCCAGAAAUACGAAAUCACCGAACGCGACUACAAGCGAAAGAUCAUCGAUACGGAAUGGAGCAGUUGGACAAAUGAGUCAACCGACGGAACAGCCGAUGGCAACGUCGCAAAGCCAGAGAAGAACUACGUCAGUCCUCGAAACGACUACGCGCGAUAUCGCCGUAUCGCUGCCUUCCACAGUCUGGGCCUGCGACUUCGCGAGAAGCUCUUCGGCAACGUCAAAGUCCAAGGUGUCGUCCUGGCAGACGGAGAAAUCACAACAACAAAUCUCCUCGAUAGACAUGAAAGUCUUCCUGUGCACGAUUUUCAAGGCGAAGUCGGCCGCGUGUACGAAGAUCUCCUCAUCUCCCUCCUCUCGGACCCCCAGCUCCUCGCCGUCGCUUGGGCAGCAGACCCCUCUAAACUCUCAGGCACAGGUAUCGGUGGCGAAGACACAAACUACAAGUGCGAACGCCGUCGCAAAGCCAACUUCUUCGACUAUGGCUGGUCGAUCCUUGUAGCUGUGUACGCUGUAUCAUUUACUAUUGCUAGUAUCGGUGUGUAUUAUGGUAUACAGGCUAUGACGAGUGAUGGCACGGAUGCACAGCGUGUCAUGACUUUCUCUGCUAUUGCUGGUGCGACGAAGAAGGUUAGCGUGAGUGAUGCUGAGAAGAGGGCUACUAGGAUUAGAUGUUAUCCUACGGAGGAAAGGCCUGGCGAGUAUGAGUUUAGAGCUGAGUUGCAGGGCUAG